Closterium sp. Naga37s-1 is the source of this 1818-nucleotide messenger RNA. NCBI's taxonomy places the organism in Eukaryota, Viridiplantae, Streptophyta, Zygnematophyceae, Desmidiales, Closteriaceae. The record is from the annotation of a GenBank genome assembly.
AUGGAUGCACGCGACAGGCGAAGACUGUGGAAAAAGUUGCGGGCAGCGAGGCGGCCAGAGGUGCAGCCGUCCGUGUGGUUUGUGGCGCUCCGGGCGUGCUGCUCGCUGCGCCGAGUCACCUGCCUCUUCCUCCUCUACCUCCUCGUCGUGAUACUACUCUUGAGCCACAUGUGUUUGCCUGACAAGUUUAACGAGCUCCCCACAGAGGGCAUGUUCCCCACAGAGGGCAUGUUCCCCACAGAGGGCAUGUUCCCCACAGAGGGCAUGUUCCCCACAGAGGGCAUGUUCCCCACAGAGGGCAUGUUCCCCACAAAGGGCAUCCUCGCAGGCCCCCUCGCGUCGUCCGCUCCUACCUCAUCAACGCCUCCUCUGCUGCCUGCAGCUCUUGAGUCGACCCGUUCAGCUGGUUCUCAAAUUAAUUCCAUUCUACUUCUCCUUCCCCUCUAUGCUUCCACUCUUUUCCUCGGUAACCCCCUUCCCUCAGAUGAAAUCGGGGGAGUGGGGCACAUGUGUCCGGCUGACCUGUCCUGCGAGUUCCCCACAGAGGGCAUGUUCUGGGACCACCCCAUCCAGCCCCGCAGGCCCCCUCGCGUCGUCCGCUCCUACCUCGUCAACGCCUCCUCUGCUGCCGCCAUCGCUGCCGCCGCUGCUGCAGCCGCAGCUGGUAACGCCAGCGGUGCUGCCGCUGCUGCUGCUGGCAAAGGCAGGAUGAAGCACCGCCUUGGGCCAGGAGGAGGAGCAGGAGGGGCAGGAGGUGGGGCAGGAGCAGGAGGGGGUAUGGUUGGAGGAGGGAUGGGAGCGGGAGCAGGGGCAGGAAGAGGGGGAGGAGGAGCAGGAGGAGCAGGAGGAGCAGCGGUGGCGGGGGCAGGGGGAGCAGCAGGAGGGGCGGAGGAGCAGGUGUUGGUGGUGGAGCAGGAGGAGGAGGAGUAUGUAGCAGGGGGGCAUUUACUGGUGCAGGACACGGGGGAGGGCCCUGAGAAGCCUGACAGCUGCGUGGAGCUCUGUAGGAACGUGCCCGACUGUGCCUUCUGGAUGUACGACAUGAGCAGCGUGAAAGGCAACUGCAAGUUAUGGGCGUCGGAUCAAAACCCCUGCGAGGCUCGCGGAUGGGUGUUGCUCGGAAGAGCAGCUCACUUCGCGCAGCGGUGGCUGGUGCGAAACCAGUAUGUGGUGGGGGGUUAUUGUCGCACUGUAGAGACUCUUGAGGAGAAGCGGAGGAAGAGGAAUGCCCCGCCGCCGCCCCCGCCGCCACCGGAGGAAGAGGAAGAGGCGAAGAAGCUGGCAGAGGAAGACGUUGCCUUGCAAACCAACGAGUGUCCCAAGCUCACAUGCAACACGGUAACGCGUGGCUACAUGUUUGACCACGAGGGCAAGCGCCACUUCAACUUCACCUACACUGGGAUCGGCCCCGCCCGCCCGCACACGUGUUACCUGCUGUGCCGGAGAACGCCCGGGUGUGCCUUCUGGAUGUACAACAUGCGAUCCAAACGAGGCGACAACACGCGCCUGCUUCGGAAGGCUCCAGAGGAGGAGGAGGAGGAGGAGGAGGAGGAGGAGGAGGAGGAGGAGGAGGAGGAGGAGGAGGAGGAGGAGGAGGAGGAGGAGGAGGCGAUGCAGGCGGAGGGCGUGCGGGAGGUGGCCGUGGCAACUGGCCUGGAGGUGCUGUACCAGGAGACCCCCAACUACCGCAGAGCGGCGGCCGAGGCUGACCGCAUGAUCGAGCCAAGGGAGACGGCUAGGCAUGCCUGGCGAGUGCCAGACCUGGGCGUAGAGCCUGUUGCUAGUGCUGCAGAGGAGGCGGUUACUGAGGGGGGUUAG